UGAGCGCCACAUGUCGACGUCGAUGGCUCGAACAAAUUUACUAGUGCGCUGGCUCAUGGUCUUGCAAGUCCUAACUCGAACAGCUGCGCUCACCAUCCGGCCGGGCCGGCGGUCCGACGAGCUGGCCAUCGCUGCGACGAUGGCGCGGAACCUCAUGAAUCCGCUGUCCAUCGAUGCGAGGAACUUCGUCGUCGCCACGAACGACGACGGCGACCGCCUCGGUUUCGCACAGCUGCGGCCGCUCGGCGCCGCCGCGCUCGCGGACCCGGCGACGUACGACGCGGCGCCGGGCACGUACGACUUCGACGCCGCGGCCGACGACGAGGCCUGGGACGAGCUGCCGAGCAUCCCCACGGGCCUCGCGAGCCUGCCCUGGACCGCGGAGUACCGCGAGUUCGCCGCGCAGGCCGCGCGGCGCCGCGACGCGCGGACCGCGCGGCGCGCGACGGCCGAGGCCGCGGCGCCCAAGCUGUUCGAGCUCGCGUCGGUAUUUGUGUUCGAGCAGCACAGGAACGGCGGCGUCGGCGCCGCCCUCGUGCGGCGCCUGCUCGAGAGCCACGAAAUGGCGGACCGCCGCGCGGCGGACGUCUACCUGCUCACGCUCGAGGCGACGCGGCCGUGGUACGAGCGCCUCGGCUUCCGCGCCGUCGGGGCCGCGGACGUGCCCGCGCCGCUCGCCUUCGAGGUCGCCGCCGGCGGCCUCGUCACCCGGGCCAUCGGAGAGAAGCUCGUCUGCAUGCGCGGCGCCGAGGGCUAAGGUGAAGUCUAAGGUGCACUC
This is a messenger RNA of Aureococcus anophagefferens, 778 nucleotides long. Its product is annotated as expressed protein. Lineage: Eukaryota; Pelagophyceae; Pelagomonadales; Pelagomonadaceae. Gene Ontology annotation, molecular function: acyltransferase activity, transferring groups other than amino-acyl groups. The record is from RefSeq and is a predicted model, not a curated record. The transcript has a single exon. The coding region runs from base 11 to 757 and encodes 248 amino acids.